Molecule: messenger RNA, 1766 nt
Organism: Volvox carteri f. nagariensis
Lineage: Eukaryota; Viridiplantae; Chlorophyta; Chlorophyceae; Chlamydomonadales; Volvocaceae
Exons: 11
Source: RefSeq, a predicted model, not a curated record
AUGGCCGAAGGUGCAGAGGUCUCGAAUGGCCACAUAGUAGUUACUGUGCCGACUUGGGCGGCAGCCUGCGAAAACUACAAUGGGACGACACAUCCGUCGGCGCCCUUGCUCCAAAAUCCUUGUAGUGAGGGAGAGUUACGACCUCCUAUAUCAAUAGCAUGCGCGACUGCUGAUGACAGUCAGCAAGAACACGUCGGCACAAGCGAGACGUUGGAUGCCGAGAAACUGAGGAGCGUGGUUGAAAAAAACAGGGUUGCGACAUACCAGGACUCUCGCCAUCCUUUUGCGCACAUCGCAAAGCGCACACGUUUAAGCAGGCGACUGGGACCUGCCAGAGCGAACCUUGUUCCGAGCACGACCGACAAGAGGCAGCGAGGAAAUGUCAAGAAAAAGGCCCUCCUCCUUGCGAUUCGGAGGGACAAGAAGGUGGUAAUUGUUCCACUUCUACUGCUCUUCCUAUGCAUGGGACUGGGGCUAUGGGGCGUGUUUGCGGCGUCAGCGCAGGAGCGGCGGCAGCGGUUGGCCAAUGCGCAGAAUCGUGCGGCCGACAAGGCCCAGACAAUUGCAUCGGAGCUGCGGGCGUGUUACCUCCCAGUCAAGGUCAUGCAGUCGUUCGUGACGCGCUACCCGUACUUCCCCGACUUGAAAGCCACCUUCCCCUCCUUGGCGACGGAACUCCUGUCGCUGACGGCGGCGGGCAGCAUCGACAGCAUGCAGCUCGCCCCGUUGGGGGUGGUGCGAGCGAUUGAGCCUUUGAAAGGCAACGAGGAUGCGAUAAACUUUGACCUGUUGAACGAUACCAAGAACCGAGAGUUUGCGUUGAAGACCAUCGCCUCACAUAACCUGACGUUGGCUGGUCCGUACAAGCUCGUUCAGGGAUACAUGGGCGCUCCGGCUCGUUAUCCCAUCUUCGUGCGAGGGGUGGACCCGAACGACACGUUCGGGACGGGGCAAGACGUCGUGAAUUGCAGUAUAUGCUAUGACCCGAGCACCCGGACCAAAUUUUGGGGUUUCGCGACCGUGAUGAUUCACUGGAAACGGUUUCUGUACGACGUUGUACGAAUUGAUGAUCUCAACCGCCAGGGCCUGCAUUACAGGCUCACUCGGCCAGACGACGUGGAUCGCAGUGUGCCUUUCCUACUGGCGGGCAGAGCUGAGGCGCUCCGUGUCCCCGUGGAGGUGAAUAUUUUGGUUCCUAACAACGUCUGGAGCCUGACGGUGGCGGAUGCGCGUGGCUGGUCGCCAAAUUGGGAGUGGCCGCUGGUCGCGAUGGUGAUAGUAAUGAGCAUACUAAUGGCUAUGCUGGUGGGGAUGGCACUCAUAGGCCGGGCGCAGCAGCACCUGCUGCUUGAGGAGGUGCUGGUAAGUGACCCGUGGGUCACAGUGGCAACCCAUGGUCAAAAGCGCCGUAACGGCCAAAGCAUUAGUCCUCGCCAGAUGAAAGUCUUCUGCAUCUUAGGAGGGGUGCUGGUUGUUGGACGGCCACGGCAGUUGCAAUCUCUAGCUGGUGACGACAAGCAGUCCCCGCAAGUCCUUCGAGAGCUGUCGGUGGCCAUCAAGACCAUCGUCCUGCCCGCGAACAUGAGCGGCAAGGAGAAGCGGGAGAAGAUGGCGGUGAUGGAGGCGGCCAUCAGUUCCUCACUGGCGCACCCAAAUGUGGUCGCGACGUACACCUACCAGAUAAAACCGCUAAAGGACUCCUCAUCCAACUACAAGUCACCUCGUCCGUCGGAUCGCCUCACGCCAUCGGCAAUUCUUGUGGGCAG